Molecule: messenger RNA, 3637 nt
Organism: Archocentrus centrarchus (flier cichlid)
Lineage: Eukaryota; Metazoa; Chordata; Actinopteri; Cichliformes; Cichlidae
Gene: tmtops2b
Product: teleost multiple tissue opsin 2b
Exons: 4
Coding region: 376-1518 (380 amino acids)
Biological process (GO): visual perception; G protein-coupled receptor signaling pathway
Cellular component (GO): membrane
Molecular function (GO): G protein-coupled receptor activity
Source: RefSeq, a predicted model, not a curated record
CUUGAUGGCGUCCCCAGGCAAAAAACUGUUGUGGAAAAGUAACUUGUUAACUGGGCUGAAUUUUAUUAGAUUGUCGAAAAAAAAUAAAAUAAUAUUAAUUUAAAAAUAAAAUUUUAGCGCAAACUUGCGAAACGUUGUGAAAACGAAGGGGGAAUUGUGUUACGGUAACUGGUGGCACUUUAUGGUUACAAUGCAUAUUCUAGCAUUCUUGUCAGUUCCCUAAGAGCAGUUACAUGUGCUCAGUCUCAGUGGAGGGAUGUACAUUUCUGCGCGAGCAUGAAGAAAGAUGGAAACUAUAUUCAUAAACUUUCUAGAUGCGCAAUGUGACAGGGCUACCAAGUGAAACGGCUCCAGAGUGAAGAUAAACUCCGAUGAAUGGACCGCGGCAUGUUUUCUGGUCAGGCUGGUCUGAAUCACAGCUUCAACCUGAGCGAUGACCGAGAGCUGCUGGACGCGCCGACGGGCGCGGCGAAGCUCUCCCCGGCGGGCUUUGUGGUGCUGUCCGUGGUGCUGGGCUUCAUCAUGACUUUUGGCUUCCUGAACAACUUCAUUGUGUUGCUGCUGUUUUGCAAAUUCAAAAAACUGCGAACACCGGUAAACAUGCUGCUGCUAAACAUCAGUGUGAGUGACAUGCUGGUGUGUUUGUUCGGCACUACUCUCAGUUUUGCGUCCAGUAUUCGCGGAAAGUGGCUGUUGGGGCGCAGCGGCUGCAGUUGGUAUGGCUUCGUCAACUCUUGCUUUGGUAUUGUUUCGCUGAUCUCGCUGGUGAUCCUCUCCUAUGACCGCUACAGCACUCUGACUGUUUACAACAAGCGUGGGCCAGACUACCGUAAACCCCUAAUAGCUGUUGGGGGCUCUUGGCUGUACUCCUUAUUCUGGACCGUGCCUCCACUACUGGGCUGGAGCAGCUAUGGCAUAGAGGGGGCAGGCACAAGCUGUUCUGUCUCCUGGACCGCUAACUCUACCCAGUCACACGCCUACAUCAUCUGCCUCUUCAUUUUCUGCUUGGGUCUGCCUGUGCUAGUGAUGAUCUACUGCUACAGCAGGCUGCUUUGGGCAGUCAAACAGGUGGGCAAGAUCCGAAAGACUGCAGCCCGGAGGAGAGAGUACCACAUUCUGUUUAUGGUUCUGACCACUGCAGCCUGCUACUUGCUGUGCUGGAUGCCUUAUGGUGUCGUGGCAAUGAUGGCAACAUUUGGCCCACCCAACAUCAUUAGCCCCGUGGCCAGUGUGGUCCCCUCAUUAUUAGCUAAGAGCAGCACUGUCAUCAACCCUCUCAUCUAUAUACUCAUGAAUAAACAGUUUUACAGGUGUUUCCUGAUUCUGUUUCACUGCGAUCACUGUUCACCAGAGAAGGGCAACACCUCAGUGCCCUCCAAGACUACGGUAAUCCAUCUUAACCGUAGAGUCUACAGCAACACUGUGGCCUGCACCGCCCAGAUCUCCACUGAAGCUCUCGACCAGUGUUACAGCACCGCAGACACCAAGAACACAAACCCUCCAGAGGUCAGCCCCUGAGUGUCAGACAAGAAUCACCAUGACAAUGACGCAUGCAUAACUCAGCUGGACAAGCUACAGCCAGAAUGUGAACUACAGUGGAAGGUGGACAGCAGCACGAGGCUGUCAGAAAGUAAAUUUGCUUUUUUUGUCUUGUGUGUAAACUUGUAUUUGUAGACAAAGGAAUCUCGUGUCCAUGAUUUUUGAACUUUGAGAUUUGGUUUUACUGUACAUGACACAAAAGUGCUAAAUGACUACAGAAAUGCAUGUAAUUUAUGUGAACACACACACAUACACCAAUGUGGUAUUUAACUGUAGAUAUAGCUGUAGAUGAUGUUUGAUGAUUUCUCUGAAAUCAGCAUUCAGUUUUACCAUCAGGCACCUUUUUUUUUUCCUGUUAAAUACAUGCAAAACAGGAGAGAACUUUCAGGGAAAAUUAUCCCCAAGUUUUUGUGUCUUUUCAAAACAUAUUUAAAAAGAAAGGGGCACAUAUUCACGAUAGUGGAUUCAAGGUUUUAGUCUGUUUCCAAAUUGAUGUGCUUUUGUUGCUUCAGAAAAUGACCACUGACAGAUUUUAGUAUAUUACACAUUCUUAUUUUCAUCCUGUAUUUCAAGAAGGCAGGAUGUUCUUUGUUCCUUUCACAUUUUAUCCAAAAAUAAAAACCCAGCGCCUGUUCUUUGCUGCUUUGUAGUCAGCCGCUGUGCCACUGUAAAUGGCAAGGUCACUGCCGCCAAUCACAGAUUUGUGAUUUGAUCAGAAAGCGGACUGAUGUAAUCAUUGGUUAACUCUGCUUUCCCUCCUCUUCUCCUGCUGCUUUGGCUGUAAAUAUUGACGAAAGCUAAAACUUGACUCCCUAUAAGCUUGUCCUUAAUGCAGCUUUUAUCGUUGCGUAUGCUUACAUUUUGUUCUGCAUGAAGGCAUUCAUUUGAAUUGUGUCGGCUUUUGUGUUUGUGCUGUGCCUUCUUUGGAUAUGAUUUAGUGUGUCUUACCAAAUUUGAUUCUUUGCAUGUAUUUGUGUAGAUUAAAUUGAUACAAUGGAGUGAGAGACAAUGACUUAAGCCUGUAUUCAGUUAUAAAGCUGAAUACAGGUUUUGUCCAGAAUAACAUGGGGAAAAGAAAAAAAAGAUUUUUUCACAAUGAUUACCGGUAUUCAGUAUGACAGGCCAAAUAAAAAUGAUGCUAAUUUGAUGACUGGCAGAACUAAAAGGCACAUCUGGGAAACAGAAUGCACAAAUUCAGUGAAACUGAAACAUUUAAAUGACACCAACAAGACACAAAGCAGAGGUCAGUAUUUUAUUGUAUUUGUGGAUCUUGAACCAUGACUGAUCAGGAUCUGCUCAAGAUCAAGAAAGUUAUAUGUGAGGUCAGAGUGCUGACCUCAACCCACUGACUUUUUUUCACUGAGAUGCUGUUGCGUGACCUGGGUGGGGGUAGUGGGGGUGUUCAAUCAAGACAUUGCAGAAAUAUUGAUGAAGUGAAACAGUUUUGUUGCAGGAACGGUCCUAAAAUAUCUCCUUGGUGUUGUGCAAGUGUCAUUAAGCCCCUUCAGAAAAUGUGUGACUGAGGUUGCUGCUGCUUUAAGAGCUACAUUUUCUAGCCUUUAAUGCAACUGACUACUCAGUGUGUUCAAUUAAGACAAGAUAAAUACUGUGUUGUUAGUUUAGUCAAGUCGUGCUUGUCUGUAACAGUGAACUUAAUUUCAUAAGCAGUCUGUUGUGGUUUAAUUGUCACCAGUUUAAUUGGAUUUUAUUGUUGGAAUUAAUUGUUUUAAUAAAUAUACCUGCUACUAAAAACAAACUUUGCAAUUGCUGCAUUGUAAAAGUAGGCUGGAGGUGGUGUGAUAUUGAGAAUGAUAUGAAAAGCAAUUUUGUUAAUUAUUUUUGACAAAAUGCCCAUUUCUAAAAACCAAAAGUACUCAAAUAAUGGAGGCACAUCCCGUAACAGCAAGAGAGGGGUGUUCUUUUUUUUUUUUAAGGUCAAAUCCCUGAAUUCCUUUUGGACCAACAAGGCAAUUCCCAAAGAAUCAGGUGAUUCCCAAAGAGCUAUUAGCUGAAAACUUGGCAUCUCUCAGCAGGCUUUGCUGUGCAUCCUAAAAAAUUUUGAGGAAACUGGACAAGUAGAAGACAAAAUAAGAAGUGC